Messenger RNA from Nymphaea colorata (pocket water lily), 1256 nucleotides. RefSeq lists its product as uncharacterized. Lineage: Eukaryota; Viridiplantae; Streptophyta; Magnoliopsida; Nymphaeales; Nymphaeaceae. The transcript has a single exon. Bases 468 to 938 code for a protein of 156 amino acids. The record is from RefSeq and is a predicted model, not a curated record.
AUCUCUGCGAGUUGAAAUCAGGACCAUCAUGUCUUCCGACCGAAGAGAUUCUUCUGCUGUGAAAGUAAGAAGAAAAGUAGGAGCAAGCUUUAAUAAUAAGCCUUGAGGUGAGUGACUCUCAAGAAGCAAGCCUCGAAUAUCUGCUUUAGAGGGUAAAAACAAUUGCAGGCCAAUGGUCAUCGUCACGCGUGCCGUGUCCUGAAAAGGGCAGCAACGUACUUUGCUCGCCUGCUGUAGGGCGCAGCAGACCUCUGUCCAAAAUUCCCCUCUUCCAUCGCAAGCAAAAUCGCUGCAGCUAAUCCGGCGGAAUCGUUUGCCGCCAAGCGAAGCUGAGAGGAAAGGGAGAAUACAAGAAACGGAAACGAAAGAAGAGGAAUAACCAGAGCAAAUCCCAGCGGAGAAAAGCAAGAGUAAAGAAAGAGGGAGAAGGGGAGCGAAGACCUAUCCCCAGUCCCCCAGUUGGUUGGAUGGCAGACCCUCUUCUUCCUGAUUCCUUGUUCCUGCAGGUCAUGAGCAAGAGGCGGACUUGGGUUGCGCUCUUUAUUCUCGUCUACGCCCUCCUCCUCUCCUUCUCAUGGACGUUCAUCCGCUCCAUCCUCUCUUGGUACUCGACCGCCACCACCGAUUCCUCCACGGGCGGUGGUUUCCGGUGGCCUGCAGUGUAUGCGUCCGUGGUCUUCGGCGUGGUCUUCGGCCUGCUGUCGAUGCUGGCCGUGCUGGCUCUGGCUAUACCUUCCAUGUUGGUCACGUGGAUAACCAUCUUGGUGCUGCUCGCCUUUGCCGGGAAGCCUCGCCGCUCGCUCGUGUUCGAGGGCCGCAAGAUCACCGGCGAGAUCUCGGGGCUGGCGCUUAGAAUCAUGCUCAAGGAAGGUAACAUUGUCGCCGCUCUCUGCGCCAUCUUGAGCUUCUAUGUCUUGACUACUAGAAGGGACGAUUAGGACCCUUUGUUCUCUCUUUCUCUUUCUCUCUCUCUCGAAGCAAGAAACGGCAGGAAAAGAAAGAAGAAAUGGGGAGGCGUGCUCUGGAUGAGGUUGGGUUUCUGUUUGGCGUUGGGCUUGUUUGAAUCUCACUGGUGAGACAUUGAGAAUGUUGUUUGGGAGAGGAGAGGGAAGGAAAGGGCAAAAGGGCAUGGUUUCCCUGUUUCUGGUUAAUUUUGUGUUUUAAUCGUGUAAAGCUGAAAUAGGUGCAAUUUUGCUGCUUAUAAAGUUUCUAUCGUUCUCCGCAAUUGCAUAUCCAGAAAUUGUUUGAAAUGUCAA